GUUCCAGUGACUGUCAAUAAAGCUUUGGCAUUUUGAAUCAUCAUGGCGGCUUACACGAUACCUGCCGCUGUCAGAUCCUCAGUGAAUGUUUUAUUGAAAGGCACCGCUCUCUAUUCUAAUCAAAUCUGUUGUGUUCCAUCGAGUAAUACUCUAAAAGGUUACAUCAGCUGGAGGGCAGAGAGCUUAUCUGCUUCUCCCGGAUCCUCCGAUUCACCAUCAGCAUCAUGGGUUUGUGAGUCCAGUGAAACCAUUAAACACUAUGACCGUCUCGUUCAGUGCGGCUCCCUGCAGAGAGACGCUCAGCAGAGGCAUGUUCUCCAACAUCUGGCCCUGUUGCAGCACAAUCUGAAGAACUACAGUAACAGCAUUUACCUCAAGUCACCUCCAGCACCUUUACACUCACAUGAGAGUAAAAAACAGCCUCAAAGAGAAAAAGUUACCAGAGCUGCUGAACCCAAUGACAAUGAUGCUCUUGACAAGGAUGAACCUGCUUCUCCUCCACCACCGCCACCACCACCCAAAGGCUUCUACAUAUAUGGAGAUGUUGGUACAGGAAAAACUAUGCUCAUGGAUUUGUUUUUCUCCCAUGUGCAAAAUACAAAUAAAAAGAGAGUGCACUUCAAUGGGUUUAUGUUGGACAUCCACAAAAGGAUCCAUCGGCGAAAACAAAGCCUGCCAAAACGGGGGCUAGGGAAAAUGUUCACCUAUGACCCCAUAUCACCGGUUGCCAUGGAGAUCAGCAAUGAAACCUGCCUCUUAUGUUUUGACGAGUUUCAGGUGACCGACAUCGCUGAUGCCAUGAUUCUGAAACAGCUGUUUGAGACAUUGUUCAAGACUGGAGUGGUGGUGGUGGCUACCUCAAACAGACCCCCUGACGAUCUGUACAAAAACGGACUUCAGAGGGACACCUUCCUACCUUUCAUCGACAUGCUGAAGGAAUACUGCCACACCAUCUGCUUCGACUCUGGGAUUGACUACAGGACGUUGGACAAGGCUGCAGCGGGGAAACUCUACUACCUCACAGGGGAACUUGGUGCAGAGGCCGCCUUAGAUGCACUGUUUGACGAACUGGCCUCACAACAAAGAAGUGUGACAGGUCCUCGGGUGCUCACAGUGCUGGGCAGAGAUGUGACUCUGGAAAAGACCUGUGGCUCCAUCGCUGACUGUACAUUUGAUGAGCUGUGUAGCAGACCAAUGGGUGCCGUGGACUACCUGGAGAUGGCACAGGUAUUUGACACUGUCUUCAUCCGCCAUGUUCCCAUGCUGACACUGGCCCUGAAGAACGAGGCCAGGCGCUUCAUAACCCUCAUAGACAACUUCUACGACAACAAGGUGAGAGUGGUCCUGUCAGCCGCUGCCCCUUUACACCGGCUAUUUGUCCACUCUGGGGGUGAAGAUGAGAGGGACCGACAGCUGCUGGACGAUCUGGGCCUCAGAGGGGAGGCAGCGGAGCGUCUGACUCUGUUCACAGCAGAAGAGGAGAUCUUUGCCUUCCAGAGGACCGUCUCCAGGCUGAUGGAGAUGCAAACUGAGGAGUACUGGACUGAGGGAAACCGCAAUCGUAGCAGGGAAGACAUGAACACUUAAUAAACAUCUGCAAUUAAGCAGAUGAACAUUUACCUCCACUCCACACGACUAAGUACCUCAACAGCUGCUAAUAUGAGAGGAAUCUCUUACUUUGUACACAUGGGAACAAUACUUGUAAUGUAAAAGUUGAAGAAAAAGCAAAAGUUUAGCCCAGAUCAUAUGAUAAACGGAACAAUUAGAAACUUCUGAUGGCUGAUACUUUCCUUUGGAUCUGGCAUUUGUUCAUAUAAUGUGUGUGUUUUAUACCUUCCUCCUCUUUCAGCCUGUUUUGUCUUCUCCUGUGAGGUCCACUCUCUCCCCCUUGUGGUCUUAAUGAUUUAAAAGUAUAUGCAAAGCUUUUCACAGUAUGAAGCACAGACCCAGCAGGUGCUCCCUUUAAAGACAGACAGGAGUGUGUCUUCCACAGCAGUUAUUUAUCGCCCUCUAGUGGGUGAAUGUAAAAAGGGUAAAAUAAUCUGAAGGCGUUUAUGUUUAAUAGACUGUACGAAGUUUCGAAUUAAACCUCAAGUCUACAAACGCUGGUGUGAAUAUGAAAUACUGACUGAUAUUAUACUGUUGUUUUUUUUUAAUGAGGUUAGAGUUAAGUUUUCAGGGUUAUUAUGGGUAUCUUUAGAUUAAAUUAAAUUCAUUUCAAUCUCAUUUUUCAUUUGGACAAAAGCCAGUGGCUUUUGAACAUUGAAACACCUGUUAUUAGCCUUCUGGUACUCACAUAAAAAGGACAAAAAAGCUGUAGAGUUUGUCUGAGGCUUUCACCAGUGCAACCAUCCUGCAAUGCACAUGUGAUUUAUGCACAGUAUUUACUUAAUAUCAUUAUAUUUGUGGUGUGGAUUCUACACCACAAAUACUAAUUCUUCCUACAAUGAAUGCUAUGGUUUCACUUCAAAUGCUACUUAGUUUUGGAAGUUUAGGAAUUUGGUUUAUUUUAGUGAAAGCAGUGGGAAAUGUAACAAUGUAGGUCAGCACUGGAGCCAUGCAAGAAAUGUUGUGCAUUAUACAAUUAUUUGAGAUGCUGUUACUGUUAAAAGAUUUUUUUUUACAAUAGUGUGGUUCUUGAAACUCUCCUUAUUGGCCUGUGGGGGGCAGCAGAAGGCAAUUUAUUGGUGCGUGGUUUGUUAUUACAUCCAUCUAAGGAUGAGGUCAUCCUAGUGCACCGCAGAAACCUGGACUUACCCAGCAUGGCCCAACCCACACCGACUGUUGGAACAGCAAGCAGCACCUACUGCAUCUAAACCAAGAGCUUUAUGUAAGAUGCUGCUUAUGUAACAAGUGUCCAAGCAGCCAGAACCAUGAAACGAGAGUAAAUGGAUAAUCUAAUUAGACUCAACAGACAGAAAAUGUCUGAGUGACCAGUCUCUAUGUGCAGGUGUGUGGGUGUGUGCAUGCAUGUGAUGUGUAUCAUUAAAAAGUGCAUGAGUAGGCCGCAAGUCUAUCCCACAGUAUCUGUCAAUUAAAUAAAAAUCCAUCAGGGCCUUUUCUGAGGCCUUUAAUCCAAUCAGAGCAUUACGUUGUUUGGGGGAAACAUCAGACACAAACAGAGAUGGCUGCCAUGCUUUGUGAUUGUCUUAAUUGGAUGAUUCACGCUGCCUUAGAGGGGUGGUCUUGGUCUCGAUCCUCUCUGGACUGCAGGCUCGAUGCCCCCUGCGAACUGGUAGAGGAGGAAAGACUGUUCACUUUUCAUUCUCUCGUUUUCCUAUCGGAUCUGGUAAACAUGACAGAAACCAUGCAUUGUACUCAGACAAUACCAGGCAGAUGAGGUAUGCUUAAAUUGUACCAUUGUGUAAUCAAGGCCUCUUUUCAGGAGGCUCCAUCUGAAGAGAGAUAAUGAAGUGUUUACUUGUGGCUGUUUGAAAUAAAAGAU
Molecule: messenger RNA, 3445 nt
Organism: Sphaeramia orbicularis (orbiculate cardinalfish)
Lineage: Eukaryota; Metazoa; Chordata; Actinopteri; Kurtiformes; Apogonidae
Gene: afg1lb
Product: AFG1 like ATPase b
Exons: 13
Coding region: 43-1587 (514 amino acids)
Cellular component (GO): cytoplasm; mitochondrion
Molecular function (GO): ATP hydrolysis activity; ATP binding
Source: RefSeq, a predicted model, not a curated record